AGCAACAAGCGGGGUAAGUUAUAAAAGUGCCCUCAUCUGCAUGAGAAGCAUAUAAGAGCUACCGAAGGUUGUGACAGUCCUCAACAUUCUCAAAUUCACACAGAGGUAACAUCAGCAAUAAAACACAGACAAGAAUUAGGAGAAAUCAUUCAUUGCCAGUGAAAUGAAGUUGACGUUCAGACCCCUUCUUUUCCAUUUACUCCUCUGCUGUGCAACCCUGACAUUGGGUGUCCAUAUCCAUUCUGACCCAGAAGUCAGCAGUGAUGGUGUUAUACAGACAGAGCUGAAGAAGACUGUGUCCCUGCUCUGCCUGCCUGACAGCGGCUCUGACACUCAGGCUGAUGAAGAGCUGGUGUGGCUGAGGAAUGGCGCUGUCGUCAGUCUAAAAGAAGAAAAUAGAAAGGGACGCAGCAGCGUGUGUGUUACACCCAUCAUCCAUGACGAUAACGGUGCCACGUUCACCUGCCACCUGGGCGGAAAUGCCACAGUUAGUGCCUCGGUCACCCUGAAUGUCACAUAUCAACCACAGCUCUGCGGGUCAGAGGACAUUAUCGUAGAGGAGGAGGCAGUGCUAGUCCUGCGGUGUGAUAUCUGGGCCAAUCCUGCAGUCUCAUCUGUAUUGUGGUCACUGAAUGGAAGCGAAGUGGAUCUAAUAGCAGGUGGCUUCACGUUGGCCAAUGACGGCUUUACGAGCCAGCUGAGUGCAAACGGCGCAAAGAAAAGUCUGCAUGCAGGCACGUAUCAGUGCACAGCGAACUCUCCAGUCUAUGGAGAACACAGCAAGUACUACCAAGUCACAGUAACAGAAAAGGUCAUUAAGUUUCCACUGAUGCCCAUGAUAGCAGGGUUGGUGGUGGUAUUCCUUACUGGGCUUCUCGCUGUGUUCUCACGCUGGAGCAGAAUCACAAAGUGCUGCAAGUAGUGUCUGAUCUUCUGGUCUUCUCUACUUCACCAAAUGAAGCCAUGAAGACAUCACCCCUCUCAACCGAGUGCAACAGACUGGGAAUACCCAUUUAUAUAGCCCAGUAUUCAAUUUUAGAUUAUAUUUAACGUUUUUUGGGGGGAGGGGGGAGAGGUUAAACAUUUUAGGGAAAGCGUUUCAUUUAUUUGUGCUGAAAGUCUGAAGAAACCCGAGCUGCGGAGUUUAGCUUAGCCAGAAUGGCCAGAAAGGACCUAACAAAUAUCUACAUGGCUCAUAACUGUUAUGUUAUAAGCUAAAAGAAAAGAAAAUUUAUAUUUUUUAAAGAAUAUGAACUUUAAUCAAUCCUAUUUGAUUUUUAUUUUUUUUAAUGAAUGUUCGUCACAGAACUGACAGAGUCCAACUCUUGGUGUCUAGUUCUGCACUGAACUUUAACUCCUGACUCAACAAUACAAUGGAGGCUCGUUAAAAUCGUGUUAUACAUUUACUCUGAAUGAGAUGAAAAAGGACAGGGACUACCGUGUCAUGGGGGUCAAGGUCUAGAGCUUUGUGUAUACCAAUAAAGAAACAUUUAACAAGUUCACAUAAAACACUGCAAUACCAGAUGAGGAAUGAAUGCAGGUGUGAAAUUGGCUUCAAGGGGUGAUCAAAUGUACAGUACAAGGACAAGCUUAUUGUCUGAGUCACAUCUUUUAUUGUGGAAAAAAAAAGGCUGCUGGGUUAUGCCUUGUGCUUGGGAAUCGCCACUCAAGAAUGUACUCAGCUGGUCCUUUUCUAUGUCAGACUUUUCAGUUGGCUACCAUUGUAUCAAAAAGUCAGUCAUCAUUAACUGUGUAAAUGUCUUAUUAAUCAACAUUGGGAAAUUGUCAGAUGUCAUUUGCAGCUACAUCAACCGCUUUGUGCUAAUAUCAAAAUAUGAGGAGGUGGAAUGUUUUUCUGGGUUUUUGACCAAACCAAACCAAACCAAAGCACUUGUUCUUGGAAGCCUUUCACAAGCAGGUCUGCAGUGACAUCUGCUGGACACUUUAACUCCCUCUGUCUCCAGGGUGAGGACAUUUUUAGAGUAAGUGUGCAAAGACUAAAUUAAAUAUUAAUGUGGGAAAAUGACAAGAUUUACUGCAUGUGACAAUGAACAAAUAACCAAUGCUAUUUAGAGACACAGUGUCUUUGUUCUAUUGGUGUCAAUAGUUGUGUAUUUAUCAUAUGAAGUUAUUUGUUUAAUUUAAUUAAUAAACAGGUAUUUAGAGUCUAUAUUUCACAGAGGAAUAAAAACAUCAAGGUAAAACCUAAGCUGCUGACAAUAUUAAACAAUCAACAACAAACAAUUGCGUACAGUUUUCCAUAUCUUGAGACUAUGCCAAACUCUUUGAACAUUAAAUAAUGUAAGAUAUGGGCCUGGCUGUCUUUCACUAUUUAAUGACUUUGUCAUGAUAAGAGAGGAAGAUAGGGUUGACAAUAUAGACAUAAUGAAAUAUUAACUUAUUCUUGACUACAUCAGUAUCAAUGGGUGUUAAUCUAAAAUAAAGGCAUUUGGGGAUAACUAAUGGUAA
Messenger RNA from Scophthalmus maximus (turbot), 2469 nucleotides. It is a transcript of the gene tmigd1, whose product is annotated as transmembrane and immunoglobulin domain containing 1. Gene Ontology annotation, cellular component: synapse; neuron projection; plasma membrane. Gene Ontology annotation, molecular function: signaling receptor binding. The transcript has 6 exons. The record is from RefSeq and is a predicted model, not a curated record. Lineage: Eukaryota; Metazoa; Chordata; Actinopteri; Pleuronectiformes; Scophthalmidae. Gene Ontology annotation, biological process: cell recognition; detection of stimulus; susceptibility to natural killer cell mediated cytotoxicity. Bases 164 to 922 code for a protein of 252 amino acids.